Lodderomyces theae is the source of this 2637-nucleotide messenger RNA. RefSeq lists its product as uncharacterized. Bases 1 to 2637 code for a protein of 878 amino acids. The transcript has a single exon. NCBI's taxonomy places the organism in Eukaryota, Fungi, Ascomycota, Pichiomycetes, Serinales, Debaryomycetaceae. The record is from RefSeq and is a predicted model, not a curated record.
AUGUCGCAUGAAUUCCUACGCUCUUCACCUGCAAAAGAUGAUUCAUUUAGCGACUCUAAACUGAAUCGGGCUUCCUCUAUUGUGAAAACCCCAGCAACAAAUAAGGUAACUUCAACACCGUUCAAGAAAUCAUUGUUAUCUUCGGCUAGAAAGACAUUUCCGCCACAGUCUCAGCUGCAGCAACAAGCUCCUUCAUUAUCUAUUCCACCCUCAGCAUCCAGAUUGACAAACCAAUUGACUAGUCUCACUGGAUGGACUCCGCUCAUUUCGAAAACAUACUCAAAUGAACACAUCAUUUCAUUCAACUCUACACCCAAUAAGCUAUUUAUAUCAUCAUCGUUGCUGCAAGGACAAAUACAACCACAACAGCUACUAAAUCAGCCACUUCUGCAGCUCCACAUGCAGCAGCCACCACAGCCACCACAGCCAGAUACUCAAGGUGCCAAUACCUCUACAACCUUUGCACCAACUUACAAUGCAAGCGAGUACGAGUUUCAAAACUUUGGAUUGACUCCAUUUAUAAAUCACAACUUCAACUUCAACUUUAUGAGUGCUGGUAAUUCAAUAAAUCAAGUGAACAAUAGUGUGACCCCAUUCAAUGAAAAGAUUUUCCAACAAAAUUGUGAAUUUUUCAUUGAUUCCCCACUAAGAUCAAGAUUAGGAGACAAUACAGAUGGAGGUAAUACUAGUUUCAACUUUGAAAAUUUCAGCAUUACUCCAUCAAAGUUUAGUUUGAAUACUGUGGCUAGUAGCAAGAAGGUUCUACAGGACCCAAUGAAAAGUGCCACAAAGAGAAGCAUUAACUUGGUGGAUACUCCACCCAGGGCUCCUCAUAAGUUGAGUAUCAUAACAAGAACCGAAAAUGAAAAAGAAGAAGGGAAGAGGAUUAUUAAAAAGGCUGUUUCUCCGCUUGAUGAUAAAGAUACCGAAGACGAACAGGAUAACGAAGAUGGUGAUGAAGAAGGAGAGGACGGAGCAGAAGAUGAAGAAGCGAAUGAUGAUAAACCCGAUGCCAAAUCCCCUACAGUUGCGAGUCGGAUAAAGAAAGAGUCAGUCAAGGAGAGCAAAAAAGAGACUGCUGUUGUCAAUGAGAGAGUGCCACCACAAACACCGUCCAAGUUGAAUUUGAAAAACCCAUCCAACGAACAUCAAAUGAAGUUCAAUACGCCCGCUGAUAAGCAGACUAGACCAGAGUCCCCAUCAACGAUACUAGUGACGUCUACUGAAAGACUCUCAAAUAUAAGCCUAGAUGAUGUUCUCGAUACCACAAACAAGUUGACAAAACACGACGAAAAUGACGAGGACGAGGACGAGGACGAGGACGAAGAGGAAGAGGAAGAUGACAAGGAAAAUCAACCACCACCUAGUCCCACACCGGCCAAGCUUUCAAAUCAACCAAAGAUGGGUGUAUUUACAGAAGUGAAACCAAAGAGCGUCAAGAAAAAUAUCAAGAGUCAUCACAGAUCAUCGGCAUCCACCAAUUACACUACUACUACAACGUCCUUCAAAUCGGGGUAUACAUUGACAACAACAUCUUCUGGAGACAGCUCACUGAAUUCAUCGCAGGGCAAAGAUGCUAAACAAAAAAAGGCCGAGAACAAGGCAAGAAUGCAGGCGGGAAUGAACAAAUUUCAAAUAGUGCUAAGUGAUGUCAAUUCGAUGUCAAGACGAAAAAAGAAAAAGCCCGAGAAUAAUGGCAACAUCAAUAGUGGCAGGAGUGCUAACCUCAAAACGGAACAUAAACAACCGACACUAAUCCCACUACAUCCUCCUCAAUUGCACCCUCAGCUGUCAACUAUAACAGAUAAUCAUAAUGUAACCAUUUCCUCCUCAAAAGACAACCAAAAUAAUAGCAGCAUACUAUCGCAAAAUAGUAUGAAUUCAAGCCACUUGAACUUAACUACAGAUCAUUCGUCGUUUGAAAUUGGUGGACACGGCAGUGGAGGAUAUUCUUCAACUCCGAAUUCAAAGAUGUUGUUGGACAAGAUAUUUGAAAAGCCCUCUCCCAACCAACUGGUAUUAUUCUUUCCCACUUCUCAACAAAUGCCACCACCAGUACAGCAGCAGCAGCAAGUAGGGGUGCAUACCCAAUUUCCGCAACCGAUUCCGAUGCCACCACCUCCAUCUGCAGGUUCAAGUGCAAAUACUGGACUAGUAAAUGGGAAAGUGCAGGCAUCAGCAUCAGUCCCUCCUUCAAGCACGUCAUCUCAAAUGAAUAAAGGAGCUGGAGCCACAUUUGCUCAAUACCCAGUGAUGUCAAUGAUGUCAACUCCACAGCACUCGCAUAUCUACAAUAUGGCUGACAUGGUGCCCAGUGGGCCACAACAACAGCAGCAGCUACAUCAGGCUAUGUCAAUGUCUGUCCCGGCAACGGGAUCCACAAACUUGAUGCAAAUUCCAUCACCUUGGAACAUCACUUUUGGCACACCACUGGGAUUCUCUACUUUUUUCAACAAUUUGCCAAUGACCCAGUCUGCAAGUGUGCCUGCUCCUACGAGUAAUGGUGUAGCUAUGGAUUUGAGCGUGGGCACAGAUGUGGCAGCUGCUGGUAACAGAUCAUCCAGUGCAAGUACUACGGCCGCUGCUAUAGCUGCUGUUGCAGCAGCCUCGUCAAACAACGAAGAAAGACCCCACUAG